This is a messenger RNA of Physella acuta, 7822 nucleotides long. Its product is annotated as cAMP-regulated phosphoprotein 21. Gene Ontology annotation, molecular function: nucleic acid binding. The record is from RefSeq and is a predicted model, not a curated record. Lineage: Eukaryota; Metazoa; Mollusca; Gastropoda; Physidae.
CGUCAUUCAUCAAUAGGCUGCCAUUUUCUUCCCCUCUCUCACUCUGUCAAUGAUGUACUAUGUUGUUCUUACGAGAAUAUGUUUUAGAAAAUUGGUUGAAAUUUUUGUAACAGGUUUGACACAGAUCACUAGUGAAAUCAAUUUCACACUGUGAAUGCAUUUUUACUGAGAUCAGCAUAUUGUUGUAUAUUUGUCUCAUCAAAAUUUAGAGAAUUUCUCCUCCAGCAGAAAUUGAACUGUUUCAUUGACAGAACCCAAUGGCAGAUAGUGACAGGAGAUCUGCCAAACUUCACAAACAAUUAGAAGUUGAAGAUUAUGGGGAAGACGAUGAAGUAACUUCAAAAUCCUCUUGCUCAACAAGGGCAGUUAACAGUUCACCAGUUUGUGGCGGUAUGCCAACACCCACUGUUCAGUCAGCCAGUAGCUCUUCUGGAACUUCACCUGAUGAAUCAGAAAAAAAACAAGUUAUGCCUCCACCAAUAACUAGAAAGCAAACUCUUAUACGUACCCAAGCAUUAGAAGGAACAUCACCACCACCGGACACUUUUUUUAGCCAGAUCAAACCUAAUGGUGCUGUGACUGAUGGAUCAGUUUUACCUAAUGGAACUUCAGAGAAAAAUAAUAAGAAAAAGCUACAAUCACAGUCACAUGAGGCUAAAGAAUAUCUUUUGACCUCUCACAAAAUUUCCAAUGAUUCAGGUCAUGGAACACUUGAUAACAAUGAUGGUUCUAGUGAUACCUCUGUUUUAUCAAGAGAUUCUAGUCUAGAAAAUGCCUCCCAUGAUAUAUAUAAAGAUUCAUCAGGUGUCAAUAUACCAAAAUUUAUACGAGAUACAUUGUUGAAGGGACCAAAAGACAAGAAAACAGUCUUAGCUAUUGAGGCACAACUUUUAGAUUUUAUUAAAAGUGAUGACUCAUCACCUCUAAAAACAAGUGAGAUGACUUCCUAUGACCGCAUGAUUGUGCAUAGACUGUCUGCAUUUUUAGGACUAGAACACAAUGUAGAUGCAACUGGCAAAAGUGUUGUGGUAAACAAAACUGAAAGGACUCGGGCCGUGAAGUUAACAGACUUGAUUUUAGAGGAUGCCGGUGAGGAACCAAAGAAGAAAAUACUCCUUAAAAAGCCGGCAAGUUUGGAUGAAAAACAUAGCCGUCAUAACAGCAAGGCUGCUUUUGGUUCUCAUAGAGCUAAAUCAUUAGAGGAGAGACAGCAGAUAUAUUCAGAAGUAAGAGACCGCAUCUUCAAACAAGAUGAGAAUAUGCCAGAGGGUGGAAAUAACUCAUCUCACUUAACAGCAAAUUAUACACCCCAAAUAAGUCAACAACGAAGCUUAGAUAGCAUGAAAUCAUGUUCCAAGUGGACUAGUCAAGAAUCAAGUGGAUAUGGUAUGGAGAACAGCUAUAUACCAAGUGUACUUUUACGUGCCAAUCUGAGCAAAUCUCACAGUUAUGGUGGUAUCAUAUCAACUUCUCCACAGCACUUCACCAGCAUGCCACAUUCUGCUAGCUAUAAGGCUGAAUCACUGAAAAGCUCACCCAACACCCAUUAUGCUGGGACUACUUACACUUGCCAGAUGCCAUUAUUGUCCAAUGAGCAGUCCCAUUUAACGAGGUCAACACCAGAUUCAGGCCCAUCGCCACUAACACACACACAACAGUGCCCAUCUUACGCAUAUCUGGUCUCCUCUGACUACAGUAAUAUACCAUAUGGCAGCCUCAUUAUCAACCCACAUACAAUGCAACCACAUGUGAACUCUGAUGGCACAUUGUACAGAUUUGAUCCAAGUUGUCCACCACCAUUUAUGGUUCAAACUCAAUCACAACCACCACCCCCAACACCCCCUGUUGGGAACAUCAUUUAUCAACAAAGCAUGAGUUCUGAGACCAUGAAUGAAAUGACAGCAAGAUUUGCAGCUUCAUCCAUUAAUCCAGUUGAUGCUAGCCCUGAGACAUACAAUGUAGGGGUACAAGGCCAGCCAGUUCCCAUUGUGCCAACAAUUUUACCACACCCACAUGCUGUGUUCACACCAACACACCCUCCACAAUUUCAACAGGGUCAAUACUUUCCCUCGCCAUCCUCUGUUGCAAAUCAACAGUCAGUUAGGUAUGUGGCUUAUCCCAUACAUCCACAAGGUCAGCAGCAAAUUUUGCAAGCAACACCCGUUGAUGGACAAGGUCAAACAACUGUACCUAUGCCAGCAGUCAGUAUUCCUGCAAUUCCUGGACCAGGAAAUUACCAAGUAAUUGGAGCACCUUUUCCAAAUCCAGCUAUUGCACCAGGAGCUGCUCCGCAGUGUGUUGAUCUAAACUCUGCAUAUCAUUACUCAGCUAAUCAAGACACUGUAGUUGUCAGCACUGCUGGGGGUGUCAAUGCCUCACCAGUGACUGUUACAACACCUGCGGGACUCAUGCAAGCAUUUAAUAUAGCUUAUCCUGGUCAGCCACCACAAACUCACCAACACACUGUUGCUCAUAGCCACCAAAAUCACUUCAAUCCCAAUGCAGCGACACCAACAGGAACAACGUAUUAUGUGCCAGUCUCUACUCCAACACCAACAUCUUCACUGGCCCAGCCGCCACCCUCAUCUCAUCAGUUUCAGCAUCAUCAACAGCAUCCACAAACUGUGUUUUAUACGCCAUCAAAUAUGGCUAUAACCCCAUUAACUUAUCCUGUAACUGUAUCAAGUCCACAGCAGCCAACAUCGUCAACAUUCAAAAGUAUACCUACGCCAUAUUUAGCCAAUCAAUAUCGCUCAUCUACUCCACCUCAGCAGCAGCAGCAUCAUCAACAGCUUCAGCCAACAGCCUCCACAAAUGGCCAUCAUUCUGCACAAUUGACUUUGAACUAUAGUCAGCCUAUUAACUUUACUCCUGGUCCACCUCUACCCCAUCAGGGGCCACAGUUGGUCACAUUUCAGGCCAACCCUUAUCAAGUCAGACCUUUAGGAGCAGUGAUACAACUAGCUAGCAACCCCCCAUUGCAGGCUCAACAACAACAACAACAACAGAUGUCCUAUCAAUUGUUUCGACAAGCUGGAGCAAUUUCUGAUUUUAAAAUGAUGACCCAAGGUGCUAUACAUCGUCAAUCGUCAGUUACUAUAAACACUCAAAAUCAAUCUCGCCCCAAAGGCGCUAAUGCAAAUCGUCAAAACAAAAAGAGUCAAAGAAAAACAAGAGAAGUUGAAGAUUAUUCUGUCACAUCACAGCCAGUUGUAGCACAAAACAUGGGUCCCAUGAUGGCUCCACUUCUCCAAGGUUCUCAAACAUACCAGCAUAUGCCCUCCACAUCUUCUAACAGGCAGUAGUUGCAGCCUUGCAGUCCCAAAGAUCUGAAGAAUGAGAAAACACAGCAUCAUGACUUGACAUGAGGACAGAAUAUCAAACCUAUUUAGUCAUAAUACAAGAGAUGAGCAUUUAUUGGACAAUGAACAAAAUUUCUAUACUGUGUGUUGAGUUGUGUUUAUAGGUGAACCUAAAGAGGUGCCAUUUUUCCUUAAAAGCUUUGUAUCCUACAUAGAAAUUAUCUAAUCUAUUCACACUGUUGUAUUAACAUUUCCAUAGAAAAUCUACUCAAUUUGUUCUAACCACCUGCAUAGCUCAAAUUAUUAUCAAAUUAUUAUCUAAACAUGUAAAUUAAUCUUAUUUGAAAUUCAUAUUUAUUGAAUUCUUUAGUUCUCUUUCGCCUGAAUAACAAAUAUUUUUUUUUUAAAGCCGACGCAUACCUUGUUAACUGAGCACCACUGAUGAAAAUCAUACUGCCAGGAAUUUAGCUUUGACUUUGAUUUACUAAUCAUGAUGUUUUUCAACAUUUUUGAAACCACAAUAGAUGGGUGAAAUAAUUAGAUUGAUGUCUAUAGCAGAUCUUUUUAUUUGGGUCAAAUGGCAUCUCUGUUCUGUCUUUCACAUACAUAGUUAGUUUUUAAUGAGUUAACUAUGUAUAUUUUAGAUCACAUGUGGUCAAAACUUAAGUAAAAAACAUACAGGAGCCAGCAUGUAGCUAAAGAGGUUGUUACAUCAGUACAACUGGUUGAUUCACAAAACAUACCUGAUAUAUAAUGGUCUCUCCAUCCAAACCUUAAAGAAAAUCAAAUGCAUCACCCUGAAUUUUUAGCAUGAUUAUCUGAAACAUGGUUCUAGAUGUCAUAAUGGUAUAUAUAUGACAUAUAGGUAACCUUACAGGUGUUGAAUGUGAUACUAGUCACAAGGAAGUGAUGUAAACAAAGUGUAAUGGAAUAACAAACCAUAUCACAAAUAAGCAUACAAAACUAUUCCUGUUGUUGCAAAAAGUUUGCUCAGAUUCACUUUUCUACACAAAGUAUUCUUGUAUACAAAUAAUUACUUGCUAAACACUGAUUUGUAUUUAACUAUUUAGUAUAUUUUCCUUUACUUAAGAAAAUUGAUAGAUCUACAUUUUGAAGCAAAAUAGAAAAACAAAUUCUAAAGUAAGAUUAAUAUUGUUCACUCCAAAAGUUUUAUGUAUAUUUUUGGGAAAAAAUGUAUUUUUUAACAACUACCAUUUGAUGUUCAGGUUUUUAUUUUUGUGUGUAAUGAAACACUUGGUUGACUUUAUGGUUUAAAAAAGUUAAUUUUACCAAUUAUGGUAUUUUAAUUAUUUUAAAUGCAUAAUCAUUUAGUUAAAAAGUAAAACUAGUUUCUUAAUGUGUUUAUUUUAUGCCACUAGUUGUAAUGGUUGAACAAAAAGUUGUGUGCCUUUCAACACAUAUCUCUGUUACCAGCCAAUAGAAGUUGAUGGAGUGUAUGAUAGAGGAAUAAAUUGCAGUGGGUUUAGUUGUACACGUUUUGUUUAGUCUUGCUGAUUGAAGUGUUUUACUGUUUGACUAUGGUGUUUCUUGUCAAAUUAUUAUCAUAAGAGCAGUAUUUUGCAAUCUUCCAUUUAGAUUAAUAUUCAUUUGAAGAGGAAAAAGAUCAGAUGUAAUUGGUUAAUCCCUAUGUAAUGUGGAUUUGUUAUAUGAUUCUUCAUGUAUAGUGUUGAAAUCCUUUUUCAAAAUCCACAUUUUUUUUUAUAAAUCUUAAAAACUUGAAAAACAAUAUUUUCUUCCAUAUCUCUCAAAAUUAUCUGUCAAGCUAAUAAAAAAUACAUUGUCUUCCUAGCUAAAGUAGAUUGCUAAAUAGUAGUUAAACACUUCCAAAGAACAAUCUUUUUAUUACAAUAAUAACCAUUUGAGUACAUAAUUGAAUACAUAAUUUUUACUAUCAAAAUGUUGCUAAUGCAAAAGGCUGAUAACUUACAAGGAAGCAACCAGUUUGCUACAUCAAAAUGUCCAUGUUAACAAGAACCCGGUGUUAUACAGUUAAGUAAACCUCUCAGUAGAAUCAGCAUUAAAAUAUGAUUAUCACAUGCAUUUGAUAACGGUUCUUAGAUGGAAAUUGAAAAGAUAGAGCAUUGUUUUAUGCUAAACAUGUGUAGAGUGAUAUUUUGCAGAUUAUAUUAAUGUUAUUCCACAAGACACUUUUAGUUUCAUUUGGAAAACCAAAAUGCUGAAUUUAUGGUUAAGUUUAAGAUCAAUAUUCAAUUCACAAGAAUGAAUAAAAUGUGUUUACAAACCACUUCUGGUCAAUAGUUAAAGGUCAUCUAUUUAAGAUUUAGGUGUGGUUUAUUGUUAUGAACAAUCUGCUGCCUACACUAAGUCCAAUAUUUAAGUGGUUUGAUUCUUUAGUUGUCAGUUAAUAGAAACAUUUGUCAGAUUUGUGAUUUGUUGUCAUGAUACGUUUUUAAGUUCAAAUCUUUGUCAAAACAAUUUAAACUUGUUUUAUUGGUCAUGAUUUAAAAAAGAGAACAAGAAACUUAGUUUUUUAAAAUUCCUAACUCUUUAACUAGUGCUAAAUUAAAAAAAAACCACUUACACUAUAAUAAGUUAAAUGAGUUAAUUUAUUUUAGCAAAAGAUAUAUGAAAACUUAAAACUUGUAACUGCACCUAGUAGGAACCAUCGUGUUAAAUACAAUUACAGAAACUGUUCAAACUAGGAUAGUCUUGUUAAAAUGUUCCAUGACUUUCCCCCCAUAUAAAUAGUUUUGGUUGUAAAAGUUGUAGUACCUGGCUAUUGAGUUAAAACCAAAUUUGUCAAAUCCAUGAUUGGCAGCUAACUCAUUGAAAACUUCAACUGUAUGUGAUACUUUGAGAUGAUUUGUCAUCAGUGGCUUGACAGGACUUGUACAAUCAUCUGAAAACCCUGUUGUAGCCUAAUACAUCUAAAGGAUUUAUAAUAGUCCUAUCAAAGUGUUUUAGGGUGAAACAUGAGAAUGAAAGCUCCGUGCCAUAACUUUACUGUUGUAUCAGUGUGCCACAAAGAUAUCAUUUACACAACAGAUUCAUGCUAUGUCAGUCAUGAGACAAAGGGCUGGAUCACUGGUUACCUUGUUUUUUGUUUUGAUUACAUUUUUAGUUAGUGUUCAAAUGAAUGGAGGAGAAAAAUAAGCACUUAGAAACUGAGUUGCUCUUUGUAGAGCUAGAUUAAUGUAUAACUUACCAAAUCUAUUUUAGCACAAUGUCAAAAAGUAGUAUCUUCAUAUGUUAGUUUGGAUUGAUUAAAAUUUUGUUUAAUUAAAUGCCUUUAUGUACAUCUCUAACUUAAUUUUAUUUGUCAAAUUGUGCUAACAUUUGUGAGCCUAAUAAAAGCAUGUGUUGUAGUGAGGAUUGACUUGGUUAACUGUUGUCCACCCAGAACCUACUGGUGCAAUGAUGGGUACAGUAGUCUGUACAGUCAAGGUUAGGCUUGGCUGCUAACACAACAGCUGUGAAGCUUUUGUGUGCAUGAGGUACCGCUAUGUAAUAGUAGUCAGCAUGGACAUUUGUUGGUCUGUUGUUAUUGAUAUCUUAAUGCUAGAGUUGUGUUUAUACAUUUUUUAAAUACUUUGUUGUGGAGAAAUUAUAUGAUGGUAAAAGAAAUGUUUUGUAAGUUUGCUGAGUUUGCUGGUGUGUUUUGCCUAAUGACAGUGGAUAACGUUUUUAGUGUGAAGAUAAUUUCUUGAUUCCUGUGUGCUGCUUCAAAUUUUUGCUAAUAAUUUCCUUUUUUUUUUUGUACUUUAUUGUUGAGCUCACUUUAAGACAUCUGUUAUUUGGUUUAGACUAUUAUUGAAGUGUAAUUUUAUUUUGAUUCACGUAUUGUUUUAGCUCAUAAUAUCAAAACACAUAAUGUUUAUUUUUACAAACAUAUUUGAAAAGUUUUAGCUUGUUAAAAUCUUUUUAAAAAAAACAAACAAAAUACCACAAUUCAGGGAGUCAGGUGAAUGUGAACUGCAUAAUAAAUGGAUUAAAUGUAGAAACAGUUAUAUAGCUUACUGUUCUGUAUUACUGAAAGAAAAAUCUUUUUGUUCUGAUUGAAACCAAAGAUGUUGAUGUGCAGAUUGGAUUCUGAAAUAUUCCAUUGGGUACAGUUUGUGUAUACUUGAUGUUUACAUGUGCAGAGGAAUUUCUUAACUUGCCCUUUGAGUUUGUUGCUUUAGUUCUACAAACUUUUUAAAAUCUAAUGAAUGAUAGCUUGAAAGGAACUGGUCUAUUUUUAUUUUUUGCUUUAUAUUUUUUUUUAUUUAGGAAAAGUGAAUCCACAUCAGGAAUCUGUUGUUAACUUUUAAAGUUUCUUUAAGAUCUGCGCACGUUUUUGAUGCAUUAUUUCCUUAUUCUUUUAUAGAUUUUAAUUUUUAUAUUCACAUGUUAUUGAUAAUUGCACCAGUCAAAUAAUUCAAAUUAAUGUAUGUAAAUUUAGUUGUGUUGAAGCUCCUAUGCCCCCACUGCCCCCAUCCCUUACUAUGUGUCCAGGUACUUGUAAUUAAUACAGAUGAAAAAUAAAACCAAGUUCCCAA